AGUCAACUCGCAAUUCAGUUGUGGGGCAGCCGCUGAGCUCAGCUGACGCGUCGAUUGCUUAUUAUAUGAGAACUGGUCGAUGAGGAAGAGGAAGACAACGCGUUCGUUGCCUAAGUCAUUUCGAUUUUCACUUUUAACUGUUUCGAAGAGCGCGCGCGCGCGCGUUGUGCUUAAACCGUUACCGUUAGACGCAGCACGUUACGGUUAUCUGGCAGCGAGUGUAGAGCGAGCGAGAGACUCGCAUUCGUACCAUCAUAAUAUAUCAUACGCUUUUUGUGGCUGUUGCAACUAACGACGGAUUAAACUGCAAUCGAGUGAAAGGGGCAACUUAACAGAAAAAAAAAAAAAAUAGGAACUAGAAAAAACCAAAAUACCAUGACAAGCCUCAAUUAGGCCGCUUAACGCUUUCGCAUUCGCAGCGCCACGAAACUCAUCAUUGAAACAUACAAGAAAGCAUCCCAAGUAGAACUAGAACUAGCUUGUCAUCGCCUCGCACCACUGACCCAACAACCAACAGCCAAACGCUAAGAGCUAAGAGCCACCAUCGAACAGCCAAAGCCAAGGCCGACCGAAAUCAAAGCUUAUUUUCUUUUUUUUGGCCAACAACAACAAACGACGAAACAACACGAUCAUGAAUUAUCAGAAGGCCAGUGAAACGCAUUCACCGUCCCCGUUCAAGAAGCCGAAACGGCCCGCUGGCACCAACAACAACAACGACAACAACAACAGCAACAAGAAGAACAGCCACAGCAACAGCAGCAACAGCAUCAAAGGCAAAGGCAACGGGAACGGGAACGGCAAUAGCAUACAAAACUUUUGGAACGAACGCAUCAUGGAGCGCUUCAUAAAGGCGAAUCUAUUCAUUAUCUGCUGUGUGGCGGCGGGCCUGUUGCUGAUUGUCUACCUGGGCGCCUUCUCGUGCGAGGUCUCGUGGCUGCUGGAGGCCCACGGCGAGCUGCCCUUCGCCGCCUAUACGCUGUGCACACUGUACUUUGUGAUGUUUGUGGCGACGACCAUUCUGAUCCAUGGCCUAGUGAGUGGGCUCUGCUGGCCCCUAUUCGCCUGGUCGGCUGUCAUCGGGCUGAUGUCGAUACCGGAGCUGGUGCUAGUGAUGCUAAUGACCACGCAGCAUUGGGGUCUGCAGUCGGUGCACGGCCUAACGGAGCUCACCUCCUAUUUGAUAAGGCUCAUCAUCAACUGCCUGGCUCUGAUCUGCGUCAUUCCCACCGGCAUCAAGUGGCGUCGCGAGAGGCAGGUGCUCAAUCAGCUGCAAGGCCUGGCGACCCGCCUCUCCCUGCAAACACCGGCGCCCAGCGUGCCCAUGACCAAGGCGGACUCGAGGCGCUCCAGCCAGCGGCUGAGUGGCUUCGAGAACGCGGGCUACCAGCUCUGCGACGAGACGAAGCUGCCCCUGGGCAGCGGAGCUAACCAGAUGUUUGGCUCGCAGAACGAGUUCAAUGCCAGCAUGUUUGCGCCCCAGCAGUAUGUGCCCAGCCAGCGGAGCAGCUCGAGUCAGGGGCAUCGCGCCCAGUCGCUGAUGGAUCUGCGCUGCACGCUGCCCGGCAUGUACAAUCCCCGGCACGUGCUGGACACGGAGGACAAGAAUGCCAAGUACUUCAAUAUAACCAUAGACGACCUGAAGCACAAUUUGCAGGAUUCGCACCGCCCGUCGCCGCCCUCGCUGAUUGGCUCCGCCAGCAAUGAUCCCAUCUACUGCUCCAUCGAGCCCAAGCAGCUGACGCCGCCGCCCGCCCAGCAGCAGCAGCGACAUGGCCAGCAGAAGAAGCUGGCGCGCAACUGCAUCUCCCUGGAGAACCUCGACGGCAUUAGCAAGGUGCAGAACGACCUGGCUGCCUAUGGCAACAAUCUGCUGCAGAACUACACGCAGCAGCAGCACUACUACUUGGCCAUGCUGCUGCAGCAGCAACAGCAGCAGGCGGCCGCAGCAGCAGCGUCCAAUCUCUACCGCCGCCCCUCGGCCUGCAGCGUAACGGGCAGCUGCACAAUGCUCGGAGUGCAGCGACGCGGCUCCCAGCAGCUGCAGCAGCAGCAGCUCCAUCAGCAGCACCUGCAGUACUACGGCGGCUUCGGCUAUGCCAACUAUGCCAAUCCCUACAUCACAGCCAACAGCAAAUUGUCCCUGGGCAAUGAGUCCGAUGACUAUCGCAAGUAUCGCGAUGUGGCUCUUUAGUAGAGAUUUAAGCUAUGCUCCAGUCAAAAACACACACACACACAUAUAUCUAUAUAUCUAUAUAUAUAAAUUAUACAUCAUACUCAUUAGCUGUAGCCUGCUCGACUACCACAGACAAGAAAUUCCUCGGAAUAACGACCAAAGAGCCACAAAACUAACUCAAUUACAGUGUUUGUAUUCGCUUCGUUUCGUCUGCACUUGCAGUGCGUAAACCUUGUCAAUUGAGGUUCUAGCUGUAUGCAAAUUAGUUAUAAGCGCCCUAUGUCCAAUACGAACAUUACCACUUUCACAGCGACAACGACUUUGGCUUUAAAAGUAGAUAUUAUGUGCAGCAAUUUGCAAUAAUUACCAGUAACUACUUGUAAUUACCCGUAACUACUUGUAAUUACCUUUUAAUUACAAGCAAUUAUUGUUUUUCACAAAUUAAUACAAGAAAACAAUAUUUGUAUAACCUGACUUAUUUCAGAUUUUGUGCUAAUUACUGCAAUUCUCGAAAGGAGUUUUAAGACAACUACUUAAGUAAUUGACAUUAUUUUCGGAAAUUUAAUUUGUAUUUUUUACAUUAAAAAUGCUGAAACCUAUAGUUACUCAACUAAUUAAACCAAGAAUGGUGUAAUUAAUAUGUAAUUAAGCCGUAAAGCCAGUAAUUACUCAGGUAAUUGUAGGUCAAAGUCGCAUUAACUCUUAUCGCUCCAUAAAUGGCAUAAGAGAGACACAGAAUAAAUGCUAACUACAACAAGUAGGCUGUUAAUACCGAUCCAGACCAUAUAUACUUACAUAUAUUAGGUAUAUAUAUAGAGUAUAUGAAUGUGGAAUCUAUAUAGAGCUAACUGUUUUAGUAACUAGUCUAACUAUCGAGUGUUCACUGUAUUAUUAAUUACUGUACUAGAGAUUAACAAAUAUUUGAAACUGUUUUCUUGUAGAGUUGUGUAAUUAACAUAAACAAAUCGCUAAGUGUAAAUAUACA
Messenger RNA from Drosophila mojavensis, 3158 nucleotides. RefSeq lists its product as uncharacterized. The record is from RefSeq and is a predicted model, not a curated record. The transcript is spliced from 5 exons. NCBI's taxonomy places the organism in Eukaryota, Metazoa, Arthropoda, Insecta, Diptera, Drosophilidae. The coding region runs from base 632 to 2191 and encodes 519 amino acids.